GUCGUCCCCAUCGCGUCGCAGGAGAUGGAGUACCGCGUCGAGCUCUUCAACAAGAUGGUGAGCUCGUGCUACGAGAAGUGCAUGGACAAGAAGUUCAAGGACGGAGACUUAAACGUCGGGGAGGCGGCGUGCGUGGACCGAUGCACGGGGAAGUACUGGCAGACGGUGGGCAUCGUGGGCAGCAUGCUCGGCGCCGCGGACGCGCAGGCGCAGCAGCAGCAGAUGCGGUGA
Micromonas pusilla CCMP1545 is the source of this 231-nucleotide messenger RNA. Its product is annotated as mitochondrial protein translocase. Gene Ontology annotation, biological process: protein insertion into mitochondrial inner membrane. The transcript is spliced from 2 exons. The record is from RefSeq and is a predicted model, not a curated record. Lineage: Eukaryota; Viridiplantae; Chlorophyta; Mamiellophyceae; Mamiellales; Mamiellaceae. Gene Ontology annotation, cellular component: mitochondrial inner membrane. The annotation marks the transcript as partial.